Molecule: messenger RNA, 1466 nt
Organism: Clarias gariepinus (North African catfish)
Lineage: Eukaryota; Metazoa; Chordata; Actinopteri; Siluriformes; Clariidae
Gene: fstb
Product: follistatin b
Exons: 6
Coding region: 147-1094 (315 amino acids)
Biological process (GO): multicellular organism development; cell differentiation; negative regulation of activin receptor signaling pathway
Molecular function (GO): activin binding; protein binding
Source: RefSeq, a predicted model, not a curated record
AGCGGUGUGACAGAGCCGGACUGGGAUCAGUGUGAGGAACAACACACCGGGAUUAUCAGCAUCAGCAUCAGGAUCAGAUCAGUUUUGGGAUCAGAUCAGUUUUGGGAUCAGAUCAGUUCUGGGAUCAGAUCAGUUCUGGGAUCAGGAUGCUCCGCUUUCCGUCGCUGCUCCUCCUGUGGCUCGCGCACUUCAUUGAUGAGCACGGGGUUAACGCCGGGAACUGCUGGUAUGAGCAGGGAAAGAACGGCCGCUGUCAGAUGCUCUUCCAGCCCGGUAUGAGCCGCGAGGACUGCUGCAGAAGCGAGAGGCUCGGCAUGGCGUGGACAGAGGAGGACGUUCCAAGCAACACGUUGUUCCGGUGGCUGCUCAUGCAGGGUGGCGCACCGAACUGCAUACCGUGUAAAGAGACAUGUGAUAACGUGGACUGUGGUCCUGGGAGGAAAUGCAAGUUGAACCGGAGAAACAAACCACGCUGCGUGUGCGCUCCGGAUUGCUCCAACAACACAUUUAAGGGGCCGGUGUGUGGUUCGGACGGAGGCACGUACCGCAACGAGUGUGCGCUCCGAAGAGCAAAGUGCAGGAGAUACCCCAACCUGGUGGCCCAGUAUCAGGGGAAGUGCAAGAAGACGUGUGAGGAAGUGCAAUGCCCGGGAAGCUCGUCCUGCGUGGUGGAUCAGAACAACAACGCCUACUGUGUGACGUGCGAGCGAGUGUGUCCAGAAGUGACCUCGCCCGAGCAGCACCUGUGUGGGAACGACGGCAUCGUUUACCCGAGCGCCUGCCAUCUCCGACAAGCCACGUGCAUUCUGGGAAGGUCCAUUGGGGUUGCCUAUGAGGGCAAGUGCAUAGAUGCCCACUCGUGCGAUGACAUCCACUGUCCAGAAGGAAAAAAGUGUCUCUGGGACAUGAGGGCGGGCCGAGGGCGGUGCGCCAUGUGCGAGAAUGAGUGUCCCGAGAGUCUUCCUGGAGAGAGCGUGUGCGCCAGCGAUAACGUCACGUACCGCAGCGAGUGUGAGAUGCAUCGGGCCGCCUGCUCGCAAGGUCUCGUCCUCGAGGUCAAACACUCCGGGUCCUGUAACUGUGUCGACCACUGACUCAUUCUUCCCAUCAUACACGGAUCCCGACCUGUUUUAUCACAUGAACCAGGCAAAGCAUCAACAUUUCAGAUGCGUUUUUACUGGAAGGAACAAAAUUUAUCUUUUUAAAAAAAUAAAUAAAAAAAAACACUCAUUUGCCUCCUUUUCAAAGUCAUGAGCUCCUGCGCUGCUGUGUUCUUCGAUGAGCAGAGAAAUGAUAAAGAGGAGGAGGAGGAGUAGUAAGAUCUGGACUAGACGAUUCUCAUGACUGUAGUGUGUGAAGCAGCGACUCGGCUCCUGCACAGAGUCAGUAUUCAGACUGUACAUAGACAUACACACUUAUUUAUUUUCCAGGAGAAUUAAAAUAAAAAAAAAGAAAAAGAAAGAAAA